Molecule: messenger RNA, 2460 nt
Organism: Macadamia integrifolia
Lineage: Eukaryota; Viridiplantae; Streptophyta; Magnoliopsida; Proteales; Proteaceae
Product: coilin
Exons: 15
Coding region: 134-2185 (683 amino acids)
Biological process (GO): spliceosomal snRNP assembly
Cellular component (GO): Cajal body
Molecular function (GO): U1 snRNA binding; U2 snRNA binding
Source: RefSeq, a predicted model, not a curated record
GUGUAGAGCCGCUUCCCUGUGAUACGCUCUGGUCACCCUUAUGGCCUCGCAUAGAUAGCUACAUUGACGAUUAAAGAAGAGUACCCGAUUUAUUCUCUCUUCUCUCUUCGGUGUCUCUAUAGGUACAAUCUGCAUGGAGGCGGUGAGGCUUCGUCUGCUGUUUAACGAUCGUCAUCUACUGGGAAACUCACUGAAGUUGGAGGGACUGAAGCGAAGUUGGCUCCUUCUCAGACCCGAACUUGAGACCAUUUCCGACCUCGCAUCUCAUGUCGCUAAAACUUUCCAGCUUGAAGAAGCUUGCCCUAAUGGCCUCGUCCUCUCUAUGGAUGGAUUUGUGUUACCGUCUUUUGAAUCAACACGCAUUUUGAAAGAUAAAGAUAUCAUCAGGGUGAAAAGGAAAGGGGUAUCACUGACAGAUGUCAUUAGGGUAAGUGAUGACGCAAAUUCUGUUGAGGAUUCUGAAAUCAUGGAGAAGCAACUUAUCCUUACUGGAGCAAAGCCCCUAGGAAUUGAGUUUGAAAGAGAGACUGGGGACUCCCAAAGUGAAAAUGAAGGACAUGAAUAUGAUGGUGAUGUGUACCCAUUGCCUGUGGAAAACAUAUCUGGUGGAAAAACAACAUCAAAGAAAAGAAAACCAUCAAAAGAACAUACCAAUCCAAAUGAUCACAGGAGGAAGAAAGCUAAAUCUACUAGGAGUGAAAAAUGUCCGCUGAUUCCGGAAGCUGUUGAAAAUGAUGUGUGUAAGGAGCAGAAUGGAAGCUUGCAUCCCAAGGAAGUUCUCACUAAGAAAAGAAUUUACAAGAAAGACAAGUUAUCAAAUGUAAAUGCAAAAUCAAGUAGAGAAUGUCCAUCUAAAGUUACUGAAGAAGUUCAUAAAACCGGUGAAUCUACACCCGACGAAGACAGAUGUGGUCAACCCCAAGAAAGUGGUACAGAAAAUUUUGAUAUAUCUGAUGCUGCCAACGGGACCAAAAAGUUUCCUAGCAGAAGUGCUCGACGUAAGAAGGCCAAAAGGCAGUGGUUGCGAGAAGUUAAAUCUCAAGAGAGAGAGGAGCAGAGGGAGACUGGACAGAUAACUCAGAGCCAUACUCUCGAAGAAGUUAAUCAAGAAGAAUUGACUGAACAUCAACAACGCUAUCAAAAUACUGAUGGAGAGGAUGAAAUUGUUCCCAUAGUGGUUAGGCCUGGGCAUAUACGCUUUGAGCCAAUAGGCGAAGGUCAGGUUGCCCAGCAGAAUAAAGAUGAACAUAUUUGGGAUUCUUGGGAGGACCAGCUAAAUUGUCGGGUCCUUAAAUGGUUGGAGGAUGCAUUCUCAGGUCAUCUCCAGGAAACUUUUAAGUGGAAUGGUACAACAAGCAAGAAGAGAGGUCAAAAAUGGGGUACAGAGAAAACUUUAUCGUCUAGGAAGAGGGAUGACAAGGGUUUCAAUCAACAUUCUACUGAAAAGUUGACUAUGGAAGAGGGGGAGCAAACUUUAUCGUGUAGAAAGAAGGACGAUAUGGGUUUCAAUCAAGAUUCUACUGAAAAGUUGACUAUUGAAGAAGGGGAGCUUGUGCAUCAUUCCAUAGACUUUGAGAGCCUUGCUCCAUUCUCCAGCCCACCUAAGGAAGGCGAUGUCAUUGCAUAUCGUUUGGUUGAGUUGUCUUCAUCAUGGUGCCCCGAACUGUCUUCUUUCCGAGUUGGGAAAGUAUCAUGGUAUGACUCUCUGUCCAAUAAGGUAAUGCUUGUACCUGUUCCUGGGCACCCAAUUGGUGAGAGGCUAGAUGAAGUUGAGGAUGAGGAUGCUUCUGGAAUGCAACCAGAUUCCCUUUAUGGAGAAGAUGGCUCUUUAGAGAUUGAUUUUGUAUCGCUGGUUGAUACCCGUGUCAUCCAUCAUGGCAACUCAAACCCUGCAGCAGGAGUCAAUGCUGGAAGUGAUGUUCAUAUGAGCGAUCAUAAGGCCGUACGAGGUGUGGCUCCCAGCGGUAACACUGGAGAUAAGGAUACUCCUGUUACAGGAAAUGGUGAGCAAAAAAAUGUCUGGGAAGAAUUAAGCCAGGCCUUGUGCCAAAAGAAGACACAGCUAUCGCAGAACGGUUAUACUAAGAAUGAGAGUUCAGGCAGGAGUGCUUGGUCCUUUAAGGCUCUGAGAAGUAGUGCACUGGGCCCUACCAUGGCCUUAUUAAGAGCUCAAAAUGAAAUGUGAGGGGUACUUCUACCAGAAAGUUCAUCCUUAAACCCAGUUUUGUGCUAUGGAAGGAUACAGUUAAUGUUUAAGUACACCAUUUCUUACUUGGUUUUGUAGUCUUUGCCCCACUAUUAGUGUGUGUGUGUGUUGUGUGUGUGUAGCUGGGAACUUCGUGAAUUUGGAUGUCUUGUUAAAAGUUAAAACCGGGUGGCCAUGAAUUCCCAAUUGUUGUAUAUGGUUGUCUUGGAGACUUUAGAGUGGGAAAGAAAACUUUGACUUGAUUGAAGAGAGAA